This is a messenger RNA of Grosmannia clavigera kw1407, 4539 nucleotides long. RefSeq names its product ABC bile acid transporter. The record is from RefSeq and is a predicted model, not a curated record. Gene Ontology annotation, biological process: transmembrane transport. Lineage: Eukaryota; Fungi; Ascomycota; Sordariomycetes; Ophiostomatales; Ophiostomataceae. Gene Ontology annotation, cellular component: membrane. The transcript has 6 exons. Bases 1 to 4539 code for a protein of 1512 amino acids. Gene Ontology annotation, molecular function: ATP binding; ATP hydrolysis activity; ABC-type transporter activity.
AUGCACGAUGAUUCCAUGAUUGUUGGAGUUGGCACCGCCUUGGCUGUCAUUGCCCUUUCUACCUAUCCCGCAGUGUCCGGUCUGGUCCUGCAGGUCUUUAAUCGCCAGCCGCGCGAUGACGCCCUGUAUGAGGAUGCCGAUGGCAAGGCUACGGCCGCCUCGGUAAAAGCCUUCACUGCCAAGCUUCCCAAGGCUGCCAUCUUUCUGUCGGCCGUCCUCGGCUCUGCCGUCUCGCUAUCGGCCUCCAUCCUCGUCACCCUCCACCUUGCCCACGACGGCUUCCUCGUCGAGGACUGGCUGGCUACUGCUGCCUGGAACCUCAUCCUCCUCCAAGCCAUUGCCAUCGUGUUCACCCGAAACUCGACCCGGGCGUACAGCUAUGGACUUUAUACUUUCACGUCCGGCCUGUUGCUGUCUUUUGUCGUUCUCACCCAAGAUUCUCAGGUUUUGGAUGAAGUGCUGAAUGAGUACCCGGUGCUCUUCGGCCUCCGUGUCGCCGAAAUCGUCGCCAUCGUCGGCGUGUGUAUGGCAGGCAUCUUGCUGCCCCGUCGCCCGGAUGUCUACUUCAAGGACGAGAUGGUUGAUCGCAUGUACAGCACCAGCGCUUACGGCCGCUUCACCUUCUCCUGGUCCAACGACCUGCUCGGCCUGUCGACGAAGAAGCAGACGCUGGAUCUUGACGAUCUGCCUCGCCCUGACCACAACACCCGGUCCGAGGACGUUGCGCGUGUUUGGAAGGAAAACGGCUACUCGUCCGAACGCCUCUGGCUCUCCAUUGUUCAGGCACACGCAUUCGAUUUCGCCAUGCAGUGGGUUCUCACCAUCAUCGGUGCUUUUCUCAACUUUGCUCCCCAGUGGGUUAUCCUCCAGCUUCUUCGUAUUCUUGAGACUCGAAGCAGCGACGAGGCUAGAGGUAUAGAUGUCUGGAUCUGGUUGGUGGAGUCGUACGUCUUUUGGCUAUCGUGGGCCGAGCUCGCCAUUCCGAUUCGUGCUCAGCUAUCUGCCCUGAUCUUCGAGAAGGCCAUGCGGAGAAAAGACGUCAAGUCAAACAAAAAGGCGGCAAAGGCUGCCGUGGCUGAUUCCAGCAUCGCAGCCAACCCUACCGAAGCGUCGGCCGAAGACGAGGGUGAGGCUGGGGAUGAUGAGCUCGAGUCGGCCAAAAAGACCAAGCAGGGCACGGUCAACCUGAUUGGCCUCUUUGUGUCCCUGGCAUUCCUGGUGCAGCUUCUCGGCUGGAUUCCCCUUCUGGCCGGAUUCUCGGCCAUGGCCAUCAUCAUGCCCGUGAACAUCAAGUUCUCAAAGAAGUACUCCGAUGCGCAGGACAAGCUGAUGAAGCUCCGGGACGAGAAGCUUGCUGUUGUGACUGAGGCGCUGCAGGGCAUCCGCCAGAUCAAGUUCUCCGCUCUCGAGCCGCAGUGGGAGGGGAAGGUGGGCGAGGUGCGCGACCGCGAGCUCAAGAGCGUGUGGAACGUGUUCAUGUUCGACACGGCGCUCAUGGCCUGCUGGAUCACCAGUCCGAUCGCCCUGUCUGCGAUCUGUCUGCUUGUGUAUGCGUAUAUCCACGGCGAGCUGACUCCGUCGGUUGCAUUUGUCAGCUUGGGCAUCUUCCGUUCGCUGGAGACGACGUUAUCGGUCGUGCCUGAGCUGACGACCGAUCUCCUUGACGCAUGGGUCUCCAUCAAGCGUAUCGAAGACUACCUCUCUUCGCCAGACAUCGACAAGGUGGCCAAGGACGGCGAUGUCGUUGUGUUUGAAAACGCGACCAUUGCGUGGCCGUCGGAAGAGAAGCUGGAGGAUAGCGAGCACUUUAUUUUGCGCGAUCUCAACGUCACAUUUCCGGCAGGCGAGCUAUCCAUCAUCUCUGGCAAGACGGGUUCUGGCAAGAGCCUGCUGCUGGCUGCCAUUCUGGGCGAGGUUGAUCUUCUGGCCGGCUCCAUCCAGGUACCGCACUGUCUGCCCAUUGCCGAGCGUCACGACGAGAAGGCGACCAAGGCCAACUGGAUCCUGCCCAAGUCGAUGGCGUUUAUCGCGCAGAUUCCGUGGAUCGAAAACGCAACGAUCAAGGAGAACAUCGUCUUUGGCCUUCCGGUUGACGAGGACCGGUACCGCAAGACGAAAUGGCGCAUCACGCUGGCGCGGGCAAUCUACUCCCGGGCCGGCAUUCUGAUCAUGGACGACAUCUUCAGCGCGGUCGAUGCCCACGUGGGUCGCCACAUCUUUGAAAAGUGUCUCACCGGCGAGCUCUGUGCCGGUCGGACACGCAUUCUGGUGACGCAUCACGUUGCGUUGUGUGCGCCCCGGACCAACUUCUUGGUGGAGCUGGGCGACGGUCGCAUCGCUCACGCGGGCCUUCUGUCGGAGCUAGCCAGGGACGGCACGCUGGACCAAGAUUCAAAGAGCCACGUGGAGACGGCCGAGGAGGCGGCUGAGGACGAGACGGUCGACGCGACGGCAGUGAACUCGGACAACAGCACAGACAGCGGUGAAGCCGACGGCGGCAGUGCCCUCGACAAGGUUGCGUCCAGGGCGACACAGCCGCAGGAGCCGGAGCGCCAGGCGCGGAAGUUUGUCGAGGAAGAGAAGCGUGAGGAGGGAGCUGUGCGCAAGCAUGUGUACAUGGCCUAUCUCAAUGCCAGUGGUGGCUGGGCGUUCUGGACCGGGGCUCUGGUGUUCUUUCUGCUGUUGGAGCUGAACGCGAUUAGCCGCUCAUGGUGGCUUCGGAUCUGGACCGGCCACUACCAAGGCGGUGAUGAAGAGACGGUGCUGAACCUGUCAGCCAUGGGUCUUUCUGCGUUGAGCCAACGAUCCGUGGUCCAGCAGUCCGCCGAUCUGCAGUAUUCGUAUGGCCUCGAUCAGCCUGUGCUGGCCGGCUCCGGUUCCGAGUCGGGCUCUCACUCGUCCCAGUACUAUAUGACCAUCUAUGUGGUGCUUGCGGGGAUUUCGGCACUGUUUGGCUCUCUGCGCUGCUACUAUGUCUAUCGCGGUUCGAUCCGGGCCAGCAGGACGCUGUUUGCAAAGCUCAACUUUAUCAUCCUGCGGUCACCCCUCCGCUGGCUCGACACGGUGCCGGUGGGCCGGAUCCUGAACCGGUUCACGGCGGACUUCAACACGAUCGACACGCAAAUGGCCAACUCGAUCAGCUUUGGUGGCGCAGCAGUGAUCCGCGUGUUCGGCGUGAUCAUCGCCGGCCUGAUGGUGUCGUACUUUGUGGUGCUGCUGUCAGUGCUGCUGCUGCUGGCCUGCACGUACUUUGCGUUCCUGUACAUCGCAGCGGUGCGGCCGGUCAAGCGGCUGGAGAGCACGGCCAAGUCGCCGGUAUUUGAGCAGUUUGGAACGGCACUCUCGGGCGUGGCCACGAUUCGCGGUUUCGACAAGCCGAGCGUAUACAUUGAGCGCAUGUACCGGCGGCUGGACGACUGGUCGACGACGACGUGGCACAUGAUGCUCUUCAACCGCUGGGUCGGCUGGCGAAUGAGUCUGGUCGGAUCCUUCUUCUCGGUCAUGGUGGCGGCCAUCGUGCUGUCGUCCCCGCAGAUGGACUCGGCCCUGGCUGGCUUCGCGCUGGCUUAUGCCAUGGAGUUUGCAGCGAGCAUCAUGUGGGCCGUGCGACUGUACGCCAACGUGGAGCUGCAGAUGAACGCGGCCGAGCGCAUCAUCGAGUACACGGAGCUGUCGACCGAGUCGCUCGAGGGGGGCAGUCCGCCGGCUGCCUGGCCGACAGAGGGUCGCAUCGAGGUCGACAAUCUGGUCGUCAGCUAUGCGGCCGACCUGCCGCCAGUGCUCAAGGGCGUGUCCUUUGACGUGGACCGCUGCCAGCGUGUCGGCGUGGUUGGCCGCACCGGUGCCGGCAAGUCGUCGCUGACCCUGGCUCUCUUCCGCUUCCUCGAGGCCCAGUCGGGCAGCAUCCACGUCGACGGUAUCGACAACAGCAAGAUCAAGUUGCACGAUCUGCGCUCGCGUCUGGCCAUCAUCCCCCAGGACCCCGUCCUGUUCUCGGGCACCAUCCGCACGAAUCUGGAUCCCUUUGAUGCCUACACCGACGCUGAGCUGCAGGACUGCCUCGCGCGCGUGCACCUGACGACGCCGGUGUCCGACUCUUCCGCGUCCGCAGCCUCGGCCUCGUCGGCCGUCCACAAUAGCAACAUCUUUGACGACCUGCAAUCUUCCGUGUCGGAGGGUGGUCUGAACCUGUCGCAGGGCCAGCGGCAGCUGCUGUGUCUGGCCCGCGCCAUUGUGCGGCGACCUCGUGUCAUGGUGCUGGAUGAGGCCACAUCGGCCGUCGACAUGCACACCGAUGGUCUGAUUCAGCGCAGCAUCCGCGAGGAGUUCACCGGCGCCACCCUGCUGGUCAUUGCCCACCGCCUGAGCACCAUUGCCGACUUUGACCGCAUCCUGGUGCUUCAGGACGGCACCGUGGCCGAGUACGGCUCACCGCGCGAUCUGUGGGCCAAGGGUUCCGACCACGGCGUUUUCCGUGCCAUGUGCGAAGAGAGCGGCGAACGCGACAGGCUGGAGAAGGUCGUGCUGGGCGAGUCAUAG